This is a messenger RNA of Arabis nemorensis, 243 nucleotides long. The record is from the annotation of a GenBank genome assembly. Lineage: Eukaryota; Viridiplantae; Streptophyta; Magnoliopsida; Brassicales; Brassicaceae.
AUGCCUCCUCCUCCUCCUCAGGAUUUCGUGAAGAAGAAAAAACUCCCUCAGCAGACUAAUCCACCAUCGACCCCUGUCACUGAGCUUUUCCCUCCAGGGGAGUUUCCUGAAGGUGAAAUUCAACAAUAUAAGGAUGACAAUCUAUGGAGAACAACAUCUGAAAAGAAGUUCAUCGCCAGAGGUGUUCGUGGCUGUCUCGGAGCUUGCUUAUUGACUACUUUUGAGCGUCUUUUUGCAGCUUAA